Colletotrichum scovillei is the source of this 1616-nucleotide messenger RNA. RefSeq lists its product as uncharacterized. Gene Ontology annotation, molecular function: FAD binding; D-amino-acid oxidase activity. The record is from RefSeq and is a predicted model, not a curated record. The coding region runs from base 255 to 1307 and encodes 350 amino acids. Lineage: Eukaryota; Fungi; Ascomycota; Sordariomycetes; Glomerellales; Glomerellaceae. The transcript is spliced from 3 exons.
UUCUGUCAGUUUCUUGACCGGAGUCUCCGGGCUCGGGCGAUGCUUCUGGGGCCGGGCGUCGCCGAUACUGUCUCCGAUUGUCGGCGCACUAUAUUCUAUUGUUGGUGGACCCGCCGUCCGAGUAGGUCGAUUUCGCUCCGUGUAAGAAGCCGACUUAGUUUUCAAGGUACUACUCACAACAUCUGUCAUUGACCAUUUUGACACGGUUGCGUGCGCUUCCUCCCCAGUAUUCAGCAGGUAUAUAUUUUUGCGAGAUGGCACAAAUCGUGGUGAUUGGAGCCGGCGUGAUAGGGUUGAGCACUGCUGUAAGGCUUCAGCAAGAGGGCCACAAAGUAGCAAUAGUGGCCAAGGAUUUCCCGACUCCGUUUGAGACCGUUGACAGCAAAGCUUCAAUCAACUACACCUCGCAAUGGGGCGGCGCUCACAAUCGUUGGGUCAUACCGGCCAACGAGAUGGAACAGCGCGAUCAUGCGAUGGCCCUCAGAACAUUCCGGCACAUGGAGUCCCUGGUGGAGAGCAAUCCUGAAGCCGGUAUUACUUUCAUGCCUGGCAUUGAAUACCUCGAUGAUCCUCCGCCCCAGUACCAAGCUCUCAGCGAGGAAAAGGCCCAGAGCUUGGGACUGGUAGACUUCCGGCUCCUGAACCCGACCGAAUACCCAGAUGACAAGGUGAAGUGGGGAUGCGAGUACAAGACGUGGUGUGUGAACCCCAUGAUCUACUGCUCGUUCCUCCUUCGCAAGUUCUCAUGGAAUGGAGGCCAAAUCUUCCGCAGAGAACUCCGUGAUCCUCGUGAGGCGUUCUCAAUGAAAGAGUUGCCGAACGUGAGACAUGUAGUCAACUGUUCUGGUUUCGGAUUUGGUGACCCAAAUUCAUUCAUCACGAGAGGUCAAACGUGUGCUGUCGCCAACUUCAGCCCAGCAACAGUGACAAGACAGAAUGGUGAUGGAUCUUGGACAUUCUGCGUGCCUCGGAAUUUCGAUGGCGGCACGAUCGUAGGUGGCACAAAGGAACCUGACAAUUGGGAUACCGAACCGUCGCCAGAAGUGCGGGAAAAGCUCCUCAAACACUUCGCUGCUACAUAUCCCAAGAUCCUCGGGGACGAUGGUGAGUUUCGCGUCCUCAAAGAUGUUGUAGGCCGACGGCCGACUCGAAAGGGUGGCAUGAGGUUGGAACGAGAAGAGGUGGGAGAGAAGCGCACCAUGAUCCAUGCUUAUGGUUUGGGGGGCAGGGGAUUCGAGAUGUCCUGGGGUGUAGCUGAGGGUGUACUUGAAUUAUUGGGAGACUCGAAAAUCACGCCGAGACUUUAGAUACGAAUGCACUUAGCUACCUCAAAGCAUCGGUGUAGAGAUUGAAUACCGGUUUCAGACAACGUUGAUUCAGGAAACCUCGAUCAAUGUUUUCUCAAUGUACAAUACCUAUGCAUGGUCAUCAAGUGCCAUGGAAAGCAUGGAAAUAUGAAGGUCGAGCGAUAUCGGCGAGGCUAUCUGAUUGGCCCAUUGAUGACCUGCCCGAAAGCGAGGGAGCGUUGGAGACGACGGUGCAGCUUCGGCCGGUACCUGCAUGGCGUCACCCGCUGAUGCGUGAGUGGUGGAAGUCCAUGCUUGGCAGGAUGUCGC